UUCCAUCUCCCCUCCCUUCUCGCAAGCGGCUAUAAUACGGAAAACACAAGCUCUUUUUAUGGAUGGUUAGUUACACCGCAUCCUUGCUUUUACACAAGGAUAUCCUGUCGCGGCGAAAUUAACCGCGAUUCUCGUUCGCCUGGAAAGCCUCCUGGCGCAAUGGCGUUAAUGGCCUGAUAACCACCACGAACACAGUCUGCCUCGACUGAUUUGGCUCGCAGAAUACUGGUUGCAACCCGUGCUGUAUCUCCGUUGUAGCACAGGACAAGAACCCGCUGGUCAUUAAAGUUAGAGGAAUUAUUGACCUGGCUGAAGAUAUCCUCCAGUUCCAGCCAUUGUGCUUCCAGCACUUUCACAUCUGCGAACGGGCUGGGCUCCGCUGAAGUCAAGCUGCUGAGCGGGAUGUUUAUAGCAUCCGGCACAUGCCAGCUUUCAUAGUCGGCUUUCUUCCGCAGGUCAACUAUGUAAGUCUUUGGCUUUGCCCUGAUGGCAGUCCAGCAGUACAUUUUCACAGCCUCAGGAGGCUCGUAGAAGUGGGGAAGAAGGUCGCUUGGAAGCCGUUCCCAGCUGUCAUCAUAGCGGUAUCUAUCAGCCUUGAUCAAAUUCUGGUGAUCUAUUAGUGUCAAGUCCAAUUUGCAGCGGAUUAAGUGAUGGCGACAUUUAUUAUUUAUUUCGACUCACCUGGUUAUGUAUAGGAUGGAAUUUCUCCGGUCCUAAUUUCUGGAAAUACUCGUCGAUAUACUGGUAUGGCAGAUCGCAACACAAGAAAACGCAUUGAAUUAAACCAUCAGGGCCCGCUAGAUCUUGCAAAGUCCCAGCCGAUUUGCGCUUGCCCAACAUUUGAACAAGCCCUCUUAAGUUGAACCCGGACGAUGGGCCGCAAACCAGCCCCUGCCUGCACAUUUCGAGAGACAGCGAAUAAGCUUCAGGCGAUCCUACUUCUUCAAUUGCAUCUAUGGCCUUUUUCCACGGGAACUGAACAGGUUCGAGAAGAGAAUGGGAUCUAGGGCCUGGAACUCGGUCACCCGGAGCUGUGCAAACCCCAAGCCUGAAGACAGAAGGCUUUGCCUGCUUCAGAUAUGUUCCGAUUCCUGUCAUCGUGCCCGAUGUGCCCAUACCAGCGCAAAUAACCUUUAUUUCAGGGAGCUGCUUAAGAAUCUGCGGCCCUGUCCAACGGACAUGUGCUUUCCAGUUAUUCUCAUUUUCGUACUGAUUUGGGUUGACAAUUUCAUCAGAGACAAUUGCCAUCCUUCUUGCGCCCUGGAUCCCGCCGCGUUCGUCAUGUGGGUUAGGCUGCGAAGGCCCCCCGAAGAGGGUGAUGUCGAGCCCGAAGAAUUGCAUCAACCUCAACUUUGCGUAGCUCGUUUUAUUGCUGAGAUAUGCCCUGACAUCGCUGAUAUUGUGGCAUAUCCUUGCGAUCAUUGCCAUCGAAAUUACUGUCGAGCCAGAGCUGUAUUCAAUAAUUGUUUUCGUUUUCCCUGGCACAACACUGGAUUCGAGCAUAUUCAUUGCUAAAAAGCAAAACACCGGCACAAUUAGCUUCAUGUAUCCUUCUUCAGGAGUGCACUCCUGCGGAAAUACGAACCUGGUAUCGCCUUCACGUUGUUCGCGGGGUGCAUUGUCAUCAUCUUUGCAUAUAUCCGUACUCCAUCUUGAUAGAAGGGGUUCAGGGCCUCUGGAACUUCUACAAGUGGAAGUGGAGGUUGGAAAUCGGGGUUGAAGUAUUUCUUCAGAGCAUCGGGCCCGGAAUAUACGUUCAAAAUGUUUGGGUUCGCCAUUUUAUGUUUGACAAGAUUUUCAAGCAGCAAAGAAAUAGGCACCGAGCGGGAUGUUUUCUUCAGAAGAUGAUGGCAGGCAGGACCAUUGGAAGAGAGCGGCCACGAGCCUGGACAUUUAUACAAUACAAUAUGAGCCGUCGCCCAUUCACCUUCAGUGUAGUCAUCCCUGUUCCACGGCUGUUGCAUACGUGUACUUGCAAUUGGGCAUUCGCAUAUCUCAAAACCAGGGGUACAAUAAUAUCUGGCCCAAUCAUGACAUAACUUGGACAGUUCUCUUGAAUUCAGGAAGCGUUGUCGGGUUUUUACGGCCUCCUUGAAUUGUCAAUCUGCCAGGUAAGUAAGGUCUUUGUUCCCCAUAAUUUCGCAUUUUGCCCUAGUCUGUCGUUUCUCUCUAUAGACAGACCCACAGGGGUAGCUCACAAGGUUCUCUUCUGUUAUCUUUGAGUACUGCAUCUCCUUCCUAUCCAAACAGAUAGAAAUUGUAUACUCAGGUACAUGUGAUAUGACAUUACGAUGUUAGGGACGUUAUUGUGUACAAUAAAGUACCUUUGUGGAAAAUGUCCUUUCACGGGUACCUUGAAUGAUAUAGAUCGGGUCGCAGUUCCUGUUCGGCCCGAUUUCGCUGGCUCCUGCGCGGCAUUUUCCAAGCAAAUAAAUAGGCAGAAGAGAUUAAAGCAAAAUCACUUCUAGUGAUCAUUUCCCACGUUCAUGAAAUUGGAGCGCCGUUACUCUUCUCUCCCUGCCUCACUAGUACAAAGUAUCCCAAAUAUCUGUUGUUUUCUCGCUAUCUGGCUAUUCAGGGGACGGAAAUUUAGACAAAGACGCGCCUGUCAUGGGAUCAACACAGCCAUCAAUCUCAGGUCUGUCAGACGCCGGGGAGACUGCUAGAAAUGUCGAGAAAAGUCCUUAUGUUUUCAAUGAACAGACAAACUUCGUCCCAAAGCGUACGAUCAUUACGAUAUUUCUGGCGUGCGCCACUGUUGAUUUGCUCGCUUUGAUGGAUCAAACCACUUUGGCAGCUAGUCUUUCGAUCAUCUCAGAUGAACUGGCUGCCGGAGAUCUAAUGUCCUGGAUUGCCGCAGGGUAUUUUGUAACGUCAACAUCUUUCCAGCUACUCUAUGGCCGUUUUUCCGACAUCUGGUCACGCAAAGUGAUUCUCUACAUUGGCCUCGCGAUCGGUUUUAUAGGAUCCCUAGCAUCCUCUCUCGCACAGUCUGCCAUCCAGCUAAUAGUGUUCCGAGCCUUCACUGGCAUUGGCAGUGGUGGGUUAAUGACCGUGGCCCAGGCGAUAGUCAGUGAUACUGUUCCCCUCCGAGAGCGAGGAAAGUAUCAAGGAAUCCUAGGCGCUGCCGUCGCCCUUGCGAAUGGCAUUGGACCUGUCAUUGGCGGCUCCCUCGCAUCCAUCUCACCUGGCUCGUGGCGAUGGAUAUUCCGUCUCAACUUACCCAUCACAGUACUAACUACUGGCUGCGUGAUCUUCUUCAUGCCCCUGAAAAAAGUAGAAGGAGACUGGAAGUUGAAACUGAGAGCUAUAGAUUUCACCGGUGUUAUACUGGCCCUUGGCGGGACAACGGUGCUUUUGCUGGGUUUGAUAUGGAGUGGGGGUGAUUAUGCAUGGAACUCAGUCCACGUCAUCGCUACAUUGGUUGUCGGAUUUUUUUUCUCGACCGUGUUCGUUUUAUGGCAAUGGAAGGGGACAUCUACGCCUCUUGUACCGAUGCAUAUUUUUAAAUCUCGUAUUGUUAAUGGAGCCAGCCUAACCAUGUUCAUCAAUGGCUGGAAUUUCCUCGUCCAGUUCUACUACAUUCCUCUAUUUUACCAGACAGCAUAUGGCUACUCCGCUACCAAGGCUGCUUCGUUGCUACUUCCGAUUACGUUAACUCAGACCGCUAGCAGCACAUUGUCGGGCCUUGUCGUGCACUGGGUAGGCCGCUAUCGAGAGCCCAUCCUUCUUGGAUGGGUCAUAUGGGCAGUGGGCCUUGGCCUAUUCUCAACGCUCAAUCAAUCCUCAGGUCUUGGAAAACAAAUCGGCUACGGAAUAUUAACUGGGUUUGGUCUAGGGAAUACAUUGCAACCAGCACUCAUUGCAAUACAAGCCGGCGUCGAGCGGCGUGAUAUGGCCGUGGUGUCAUCAUUUAGAAAAAAUCUCGGCGGAACCCUAGGACUUGCCGCCGCCGGAACUAUCAUACAUAACAUCUUACUAUCGUCUGUUUCGCCUCUCAACCUUAGUAGAUCGCAAACCAGUCAACUACUUAAGAGCCCUGGUUCGUUCCUUUCCACCCUGCCGGAAUCGGAGGCUGUCCGUGUCCGGUCCGUUCUUGUCCCCGCAUACCAGAAGGGGUUCCGAAUAAUAUUCCUAAUCGGCGCGGGGCUGGCCGCCUUGGCGUUCUUCCUUGCUGUGUUCCUGAUGCCGCAGGUAACUUUGGAGAGGCCGGAUGACGAUGCUUUGAAAGAAGAAGGGAAGAAGAGCAUUCAGGCUCGCAGGAGGCUAUCGGGUGAGAAAGCCGUUUGAGACUCCAGUUACGUUUCGUAAACGACAACCGUGCAGAGGGUCUUUCAGCAACAAUUUAAUAAGUUUCUCAACAAGCUAAGUGAAAGCAUCAAAUGAAUAUAGAUAGAUCUUGGUUAGAAUAUAGAAUAUAACAGUUUUUUUU
Messenger RNA from Blastomyces gilchristii SLH14081, 4432 nucleotides. Its product is annotated as MFS drug transporter. Lineage: Eukaryota; Fungi; Ascomycota; Eurotiomycetes; Onygenales; Ajellomycetaceae. Gene Ontology annotation, molecular function: transmembrane transporter activity. Gene Ontology annotation, biological process: transmembrane transport. The coding region runs from base 2611 to 4290 and encodes 559 amino acids. The transcript is spliced from 7 exons. The record is from RefSeq and is a predicted model, not a curated record.